GUUCCGGAUUUUAGGUUUGUUUCUUGAAAUCAUCAAAUUUAUUUGUUAAAAGUUUUGUACUGUUCGGGCUGAGUUAUACUUCUCUUGUAGUAAUGGCGGUUACCGCAGAUAUUAGUUUACCUUCAAUCGAAGAACUUACAGUUGAUGAAGUAAAAUUGAGUGGGGUUCCAUUGCGAGCAGCUGCAUUUCAUUUGGGCAAAUAUUGCGAAUGGCCCAACGACGAAUUCAUGCUUUGUCGCAACGAACUGGAUGAUCCCCGUAAAUGCAUAUCCGAAGAUUACUGGUAGCAGCAUGCACUAUCUACAGUGUGUCGUGUGAAGACUACGAGUACGAUGACGAAAUUUCUGCCCCAGCGCCCCCUCAAAAGGUGGCCCCACCGGCCCCUAGGGGCUUGCCCUCGGCCCUGCAGAGGUCGGCCCGAGGUCCGGUCAUUGGCCGGCCACAGCCCAAGUCAUUGACAAAGUCGACAACGACCACGGCUCAGCCGGAACCGCCGGCCGCAGAGGAGUACGACGAAGAAGACCAGUCGCUAGUCGAAGAAGACAACGAGUCGCAGUCGCAGACAACCACGACCGAGGCGCCCAAGAAGGGCAAGGGCGGUCUCAAGGGCGGUGUGGUGCGGCCCUUCCGUAGCAACACGGAUCUCCUGGAGACGCUGAAAAGACGUCGCGCCCAAGUCGGCUCCAACCACGGACAGGUCGUCUCAACAACCACCACUCAACCCACCCCCACUCCGUCCUCCGACAAAACUUACAAGUCCAACAGCAAUGGACGAAGGAACAAGAUCGCAGAUCAAACAGGCAGCGACUCGAAUCGCAAAUCGGCAACUACGCAGUCGCAACCUGGAGCUUCCAGGCGAUUCUCACCGCGCGGCCAGGCCAGCGUCUCCCAAGAAGUGGCGACAUCUAGCGAGGAAGCACAAACCACCAGAUCGGCCAGGCUAUUCGCAGGACGCGGCCGCAAGUUCUAAACGCAGUAUUCUGUCGCCGACGUCUAGAUGAAUGCAUUCCAUAGUGAGAUUCACGUUAUGAAGUCAGUGGAAAAGAUAGGGCUACAGGGGUGCCGAUUCUCAGCUUCUAUUUUACUCACCACUGCCUUCUAGAUAGUGGUGAUUCAAGUCAACCCGGUAUAUCUGAUAUAUCAAUUUUUUAUAAUUCUUGUUGAUAGAUGGGCACGUUAAAUGUCCCGGCUGAUAUAUGACAGUCUCGAGGUCCAUUCACGGCUUGAAUCUUAUAUUCAUGUGAGAUGGAACCUCCGUCAGGGACUUCACACCAAUAAAACCAUACGAUUAUUAGGGCCAGACCACAUCAUGCGUUUUUUAGCCGGUCAACCCAAUCAAUUAAUCGGAGAUCUUCCUGCCCUGCCGACUCUAAAUACCCCCAAAAACGCCUACUAUGGUCUGGCCCUUAUUAUUUACAGUCAACUCUAACUUAUACUAUAUAUACUAUGUAUACAUAGUAUAUAGAAUAUAUUUUAUUAUACAAGAAAAUGUUUUAUUUUCUCAAGAUUUAAUAAUAUAUUUUUAUAAUUGGGGUAAAAUAUUUUGGUAGUUCAUUAUAUCUUUUCAUAGCACACACACACGAUUUGGCAACGGUGCGGAGUUGGAAUAGGAUGGAGCUAUCUGCUUUGUACAAUGACAAAGAAGGAUAGCAAACCAAUGUUAAUCAGGUGCUCACUUUAUAGCGUUAAUCUCACUAUAGUAUCAUUACUUAGAUAAGUGGUCCUUUAUAUACGUGAUAGACAGACGUCUAGCGAUAAUCAAAAUAGACUAUAUUAACUUUUCCUUACAGAGCUACUACUAUUGUUAGAAUGAAAUAAGAAUUCUCAAGUAUCUAUUUCUGGGUAGUUAGGAAUUUUUAUUUCGUUCCAUAAAAUAGACUAUUAUUCAAUCGAUCUUAAAUAUGUAACAGUGUGUGGACUUGAUAUUGAAAUAUUGUUAAGGUCUCUUUCUUCUAUAGGUUUCUAUAGGGAACACAUAUUAGAAAUUAGGAAGCAAUGUUGUAUUUGCUUUUUGGAAUGUAUUGUAUUGUUUUUUAAAUAAAGAUUUGAAGAAGGUACUGCUCAAAGAUAGCUUACAGUGAUGUCCACGUUAUAAUGGCAGUAUUUGAUUAACAUUGGUGUUGCUAUCCUUUUCUAGCUCCGCAACGUUUCCAGAUAGUUUUUAACCAUGUAUAGAUAUAAUUAACUAACAAAAUAUUUUACCUCAAUCAUGAAAAUUUAUUAUUUCCUCAGCAUUAUAUAAUAUUAUUUAAAACAAGAAUCAACAGUUGAUAUUACAUCAGAUAUGCCUUUAUCAGCUAUCCACUAUAGAAGACAGUGGCAACACUGUUAUCCUAUCUUUCUCCACUGCCAUUUUAACGUGAACAUCACUAUACUUGGUUAUACCAUAGCAUAGAGUAGAAUGCUUGCGGGAAUCUAGCUGGUUGCAAAAAACUGUUAAAUUUUAUGAUUAAAAUACCACGAGAACCAAUCAGACAAUCCAAUCAAGCUUUGUAGAAAGAAGAUUUGUUCUCUUAAAAUUUAAUAAUGAUUAGAACUCAACAGCCUUUUUUGCGACAGAGCCAUAAAGUUUGAUAAAAAUGCUGGAAAUCGUCAUCCUUUUUAGAAAGAAAAAUCGUUAUCAAUAAUUUUAAUUAUAAAAUUAUUCUAGAGCUAUAAACGAUACUCUCAACCCGAUGGAUAAUUUUCAAACCAGUGAAAAAUUACAAUAUUUUAUCAACUAUUCCUUCAAAAACUGAAUUGUAUAUGCCUAGUGUACCAAGUAGAUAAAUCACUAUUGUGUGAAAGCUAUAAAUUAAUUUAAAAAAAACCUAUAAAAUGAUAUGAAAUUUCCA
Messenger RNA from Nilaparvata lugens (brown planthopper), 2834 nucleotides. RefSeq lists its product as uncharacterized. The record is from RefSeq and is a predicted model, not a curated record. The transcript is spliced from 5 exons. Bases 263 to 970 code for a protein of 235 amino acids. Lineage: Eukaryota; Metazoa; Arthropoda; Insecta; Hemiptera; Delphacidae.